GAUGCUUAUUUAUAUGACAUUAUAUCUGUUGUCAUAUAAAGAAGACUUGAUUAGAGAUGCUGCUGUCUCCCUUUUUCCACUGAUGAUAGUAUUUACUUCUCAAAUCACAUUUUUCUCUCUUCCUGUGACGUCUCACUCACCACAUCCUGGUUUUGACUUCACAAGACGCCAGCAUAUCUACAGUUUAACGGUUUUCCUGUCAAUUUUCAGUUCACACGCGUGCUCUCAUAGGAUAUAUUUUCUCACUCCGCCAGCUUAAGUGCACACACAUACACACACACUGUAUGAUAAAUAAUUAUAUACUAUCAUGGUAGGCUACUGUCCAAUCUGCGGGAAGCCCGUCUACUUUGGUGAGAAAAAGAGGUCCUUAGGGAGGGACUACCACCCUCUGUGUCUGAAGUGUCAGAGGUGCAACAGACAGCUCACAGCUGGACAACAUGCAGAGUAUGAUGAGAAGCCGUACUGUUCAUACUGCUACCUGAAGAUGUUUGGUCCAAGAGGUAACAGGUGACUGGUGUCGCCAUGGCACAGUGCAUCCCCUCUACAGAAACCAGACUGAGCUAAAAUGGACAAACGCUGACAGAAGAAGACACACAGGGCCUGUUUAAUAAAGACAUUUAAUAAAUAAAUAUAAAUGAUAGAUAUCUAUAUAUUCACUUCCACAAAAUUAAAUAUUUAUAAAUGUGUGAUGACCACUUAAUGCCAUGUGUAUGUGAUUGUUCACUUUUAUAAUAUAACUUAAUUUUGCAUGUUGAAAAUUGUAUGCCAGUAUUGAUGAAUGCAUUUUAAAAACAUUUCAACAUCAAA
Lates calcarifer (barramundi perch) is the source of this 807-nucleotide messenger RNA. RefSeq lists its product as uncharacterized. The record is from RefSeq and is a predicted model, not a curated record. Lineage: Eukaryota; Metazoa; Chordata; Actinopteri; Centropomidae. Gene Ontology annotation, molecular function: zinc ion binding. Gene Ontology annotation, biological process: regulation of gene expression; intrinsic apoptotic signaling pathway in response to DNA damage. The coding region runs from base 308 to 511 and encodes 67 amino acids. The transcript is spliced from 4 exons.